AUGACCGAGUCGGACGGCAUCCCGCUGGGCGAACUCGUGACAUCCGUGGCGCUGCUGAACGAGUGGCGCGACGAGCACCUGCAGGUCGUCGUGAUCUCUUCCGACUUUGUCCGUGCCUGUCUCGUCUUUGCGCAGCAGUCCGCACAGGCCUCUGGCGCCAAGCUGGUCGCGCCGACUGAAAGCGAUUUCUCCAACCUCAGCCUCCACGAGGACUAUCCUUCCAGCGUCUCCUCCCUUGACGAUUCGCCUCCCCACCUCGUCUCCAAGGACGAGGCCAUGUACUAUUAUUCAGGAAUCUCCCCGUCUCCUCCAAAGCUCGUCUACCGCACCGGACUGUCCACGACGCCUUGGGUCAAACCCAAAGGGCUCGAGGCACAUCGGCAGCUUAAGGAGGUUCGUGGUGUGUACGGUCAUAGGAUCAAUGCCGUCUGGGAGGAAGUAGGUCCCCAGGUUCUGGAUCUUCUGACCGUCCAGGGCAUUCGCUGGUCGUCCAUCGACUUAGCUCGCUUCGUCACCGACGGAGGCUCUGACAAGCAGAUUGUCGGGCCUGUGGUCAUUUGGAUCGGCGUCCUCCCCGAUUCGCUCGAAGGCCCACAAGCCAUCAGCUCGAGUGAAGCGAUCCUCAUGCUCCUCAAGUCCUUCGGUAUCGAGGACGUCGAGGUCGAGUACCGCGAGUCGAUCUAUAGGCCUUCAGUCGGACCAGAGCUACUUCGUCACGUCUCGAGCGUCAACGACACCGUCGACGUUCGCAGUCCUCUCACGCCCACUCUCUGCCUCCCCAUCGCUGCGGCUGACAGGCCUGACGCUCAGGGCACUAUGGGCCUGUACUUCGCUGAGGGCGGUGCGAGCGACAAGGUCCUUGGUCUGACGUGCCACCAUGUCCUCUUCAAGACCGACGCCACCAACAACAACUCCUACGCCCUCGCAAGCAACACAAGUGCGCCUCGCAAGUAUGUCCAACUUCUCGGCACUCGGGCUUUCGACAAGCUCCUCGACUCCAUCAGGCUCCGCAUCGGCCGCCAUGCCAUCAUGCUCGGGCAGCACGAGGACACGAUCAAGAGGUUAGACGCGAGGUUGGCUGGUGUCGACGAGGACGAGGACGAUGAGGAGGUUGCGGAUGCUAGGAAGGAGUUGAGACAGGCGAAAGAGCAGGUCAUCGCCGUGAACGAGGCGAUCGAGACGCUCGAGAAGUUCUAUUCGGAUGUCAAGAAGAACUGGGGUGUGGCCAGGCAGUGCGUUAUCGGCCACAUCCGCGUCUCCCCCGCCCUCGCCUUCAACGUCGGUCCUGACGGCUUCACCGAGGAUUGGGGCGCGUUCGAGAUCGACGGGCCAAAGUUCGCAAAGGCCUUCAAAGGCAACGUUAUGGACCUCGGCACGGAGAUCCCCUCCGACGUAUUCGCCCUCAAGAUGUACCCUCGCGAUGACGGGCCCACCACCUUCAAGUACCCUUCCGAUCGUCUCCUUCCCCUCCGUGAUAUGAUCAGCCAGGAGCUCAUGCGCCGCCCUGACAUGCUCGACCACGACAACGAGCCUUGCCUCAUCGUCAUCAAGAGCGGUAAUGCUACGGGCGUUACCAUCGGACGCGCCACGGGAAUCUUCUCGUUCGUUCGCGACGACGAUACCGGUAUGGUGUCCAAGGAGUGGGCGGUGUACAACUACGACAAGAACUCCGGCGUGUUCUCGGCCCCUGGCGAUUCGGGGUCCAUUGUCGUCGACGGCCGCGGUCGCAUCGGAGGCCUUCUCACUGGAGGAGCUGGCAAGACGGAGAUCUCGGACGUCACCUACGUCACCCCCAUGCCCCUCGUCGUCGACAAGAACGACAUCGUCAGCACCCCUUCAUUUGCAUCUGCGACCCCUUCCCUCCCCUGUCCUAUCCCCACGCUCCUUUUCCUAUCUGCGACUUCUUUUCCUUUCGCUGCGCUCCUUUAUCUAUUGGUUGGCUGUUGGCACCGCUACUUCGACUACGGGCUCGUGCACUUGUCAUUCUGGCUCCGUACGACUCGUCAUGGUCCGCGUGACCAGCACUACGUGAGCCUGGUCGUUGUGAGUCGAAUCCUGUAAGAGACGACUCCAGCGGUGACACCUCUUGUCCUGCUGAUACAAGCCAUCGACACUGAUAGAAUGAGCGAAGGGUUCGGGGCUGACAAAAAGCGAGGAUGUACAUGUACGAUACCAUCCUCGUACGCUGUUGAGCUUCUCCCAGAAUCGCCUGCGCGAAGGCUCAUGCUCUGUCCAAGUGAAAGACGAGAUUCACUGAUGAGGACGGAUAGAAUACGAUGCUGCUUGUGGCGGGGUGUUUCUAGGCGACUGCCGCAAGCAGACCAAUAUCUUUGCUGGAAUAUAAUCGCAAGAG
Molecule: messenger RNA, 2353 nt
Organism: Postia placenta MAD-698-R-SB12
Lineage: Eukaryota; Fungi; Basidiomycota; Agaricomycetes; Polyporales; Adustoporiaceae
Exons: 6
Coding region: 1-2061 (686 amino acids)
Source: RefSeq, a predicted model, not a curated record